UUCUUUGCCACCGGCACUGAAAUUUACAUUAGUCCAUUUGUGCGUGUAUUGCCUUAUAUAAUGGGAGCUGUGGCUGGUUGGUAUUUCUUAGAGCAUAAGAAGCGUGAAUUCGAUUUAAGUGAAUUCCAAGAGAAAUGCUUGUGGAAUUUGUCAUUGUUGACAUUCUUCAUUUGCAUUUAUUCGACCGUUAAACGUGACAUGUCCUACAUAAUGGCCAUAUCCUUGUUUGUGUUGGGUCGUUUGCUGUUUUCAUUGAGCAUUUGUUGGAUGAUUAUUGGCAGUGCUACUGGACGCAGUACCUGUUGGUCUAGAUUUUUGGAAGCCAAACCUUUUCAACAUUUGAAUAGACUUUCAUAUGGGAUUUAUCUAUUAAAUCCAUUUGUGAUUGCGCUAUUUUUCGGUUUAACCAGUGUCAGUACUCAUGCUGAUCCAUUUAUGUUGUGCGUUCUUUGCUCCGGUUUCUCCGUCAUCACUUACUUAGCCUCUAUUGUCUUCUCUUUGGCCUUUGAGAUGCCCUUCUGCAACUGGUCUUCGCUGAUAUUGAGACGCACGAGUCCCAAAGUCAAAAAUGCCUAAUUAAGAUGCUCUUUUUUUAAAUAUAAUUUUU
Molecule: messenger RNA, 607 nt
Organism: Lucilia sericata (common green bottle fly)
Lineage: Eukaryota; Metazoa; Arthropoda; Insecta; Diptera; Calliphoridae
Exons: 2
Coding region: 61-576 (171 amino acids)
Source: RefSeq, a predicted model, not a curated record